This is a messenger RNA of Strongyloides ratti, 1710 nucleotides long. RefSeq names its product ENL/AF9-related. NCBI's taxonomy places the organism in Eukaryota, Metazoa, Nematoda, Chromadorea, Rhabditida, Strongyloididae. Gene Ontology annotation, biological process: regulation of DNA-templated transcription. The transcript is spliced from 2 exons. The record is from RefSeq and is a predicted model, not a curated record. Gene Ontology annotation, cellular component: super elongation complex. The coding region runs from base 1 to 1710 and encodes 569 amino acids.
AUGGCAGAUGAAUCGCCUGGUUGUAUAACAAAAAAUAUUAUUGCUAAAUUUUGUAUUGGACAUUAUUCAGAGAAAUUUAAAAAACCAAAUGAACAUGGGCAUACACAUAAAUGGUUACUUUUUGUGAGACAUAUUAAUAGAAGUGUUAUUAAAGAUAAAGAUUUUAUAUCAAAAGUAACGUAUAAAUUACAUCCAAGUUUUCCCGAUAAUAUUAGAAUUUUUAAAGAACCGCCUUUUGAGUUAUCCGAAACAGGAUAUGGUAGUUUUCCUUUGGAUGUUGAAAUAAAAUUUACGGGUAUCAAAAAAGUAUACAAUAUUAAAUAUCAAUUAGAAUUGACAUUAGGUGAACCAUUAGAGACAUUUAAAGAACAGAAUGUUAUGAUUUUAGAUCCAACACCUCAAUUUAUCGAAACAAUUUUAAAGAUUAAUGGUAUGAUGGAAAAGAAAAAACCUAUUAUGAUUACUAAAGAAUUUUCAAAAUUAAAUGAUGAUAUUUUAAAAAAUGUUAAUUCAUCAAAAAUUAACAAUUAUAAGAAUACAGGCAAAGAUGAACGACGCGUUAAAAAAUUAAAAGAAAAAGAUGAUGGUGAAUUAAUUGAUAAGAAGCAAAUUAAAAUAGGUAAUGAUAUUAGAAGUAAUUUAAUUAAAAGUUCUACAACCAAAAAAGAAAUUGAAAUAAAUUCAAAAUCUCCAAAAAAAAUGUUUACCACUGAUGACAGUAUUGACAAAACUUCAACCAAAAAUAAUUUAAAACUUAAUUCUUUAAAACAUUUGAUAAAUAAGGAACAAAAUAAAAAAGAUGGAAAAUCAACCAAAUUUCAAUCUAUCUCACCUCCAAAUAUUGAAGAUAAUAAAAAUGUCAUCAAAUAUGAUGGACAAAGUAAUUCUAGAUCUUCUUCAAGAAAUGAUUUUAAGGUAAAAAAUAAAUCUACAUACAUUUCUGAUGAUUCCCGUAGUAAUACACCAAUUGACUUUGACAGUGAAAAAAGAAAGCAAAAUUCAAAGAUGUUCUCUCAAAAGUUAUUUGCCGAUUUUGAUAAAUCAAAAAACAAGAUUUUAGAAAAAAUUCGUAGUGACCCUGAUAUGUUAAAAGAUAAUAAAAAAAGAAAAAGAAAGAGUGAUGACACUUCUAAUUUAACACCAAAAGGAUCUCCUUAUAAUGAUACUAAAGAUGUUGAUGUAAAACGAUCAAAACGUGAAAAUAGUUUAUCAUAUGGUACUAAAAAAACUUCAACAUUCAAAAAUGAAAAAUCUAGAAGAUAUAAUGAAGAUACUGAAACAUCAAGAAGCAUAACACCUCAAGAAAAAAAAACAUUUCAAAUUCAUGAUAAAAAUACAAAAAAUGAAAUUCCUUCUAAAAAAAAAGAUAUUCGUUAUGAGCAUGCAUUUGCUGAGAUGAUAAGUGACAGUGACUCAACAAUGUCCUCUCCUGACAAUUUAAAUAAUAAUUGUAUUAGUAAAAAUGCUUCAAAUUCAUCUGGUUCAAUCUCAAAAAGUUCCACCAAUCCAGACACAUCAUUAUUAUUAUUGUUGAAAUCAAAAAUUGCUUCAUUAGAAGAUCCUGAUAGUAUUUAUCAGGUGACAGAAACUAUUUUAAAAGUGGAUCCAAACUUAGUAAAAUUAGUUGAUGACCAAUUUUUAUUUGAUCUCACAAAUUUUCCAACAUCGUUAAUUAACUCUCUUUCGAAGAUAUUGCAAAUUAUCACAUGA